AUGACUUGGCGGUCCGCUGGCCUGCUCACAGCUGAGCUUUAUCAUCGCUUUGGAAUGUACAUCUCCCACCUCGCUCUCCCCGACAUCUCGACGCUGAAAAUACAAACACCAUCUAGAAUACUCUGGCCUUCCAGUGACUCAACGUAUCUACCCCGUGUCGAACCUCCUCAUCCGCCUAAAUAUCUCGCCAUGAUUGUGUCGCGCGAAACCCGUCUAUGA
Histoplasma capsulatum G186AR is the source of this 219-nucleotide messenger RNA. RefSeq lists its product as uncharacterized. Lineage: Eukaryota; Fungi; Ascomycota; Eurotiomycetes; Onygenales; Ajellomycetaceae. Bases 1 to 219 code for a protein of 72 amino acids. The record is from RefSeq and is a predicted model, not a curated record. The transcript is spliced from 2 exons.